GAAGGAAGUGCAGUUACACUGAGGAAGGAUCAAAACAACAAAAUUGGUUUGCUGUUUUUACAGACAAAUUCAGGUGCAUAUCGAAUGCGAAAGGCUUCGAGAAGCCUGGGAUUUCUCUUUAAGUUCUGAUACAAAAGCUGGGAUGAAGAUUUUUGUAUCUAAUUUCAGUUUAUUUAAUGGCAGGUAUUGGAAAUUUCACAGUAAAAAGGAAGACAUUUUUAUCAGAAAUGUAAGUGCCUUAAGCCAUCGACAAAGAUAUUUACAUAAUCCAUAAAUUAAUCGUGCAAUGUUGAAUUUAAAGUUUGUGAUUGAAAUUGGUUACUUUGGUAUUGAAUUAAGCGAGCGCUAGAUACACAGAACUGUUUUGCGCGCGCGAGCGAGCUGGGAUCUUCAUUCUCCACGGCCGGUUGUCUCGGAUGUAUUUAAAUGCAAGGCAAGCUUUGUUGCACGAUUAGCAAGAUGGCUAGCUCCAUUAGCAAGGCAGCUUGAUAGGCCUGAAACGUUUAUGCGUUCUCUGUUUUUUUGAACGACACAUUUGACCGAGUUUAUUUGUUGUGGGCCAGUACAUAGCUAAUUGUUAGGCUAACUACAUUAGUACGACCAUUGUUGAAUAUCUUAACUAAAGUGUGCAAAGCAAGACAGGGUUGCAAAGACAAGUGACAUUUUGUUUAUCAGAAUUGAAUUGAUGACCUGACCUCCUGGUGGUGACAGAUUGCAGUGUAGUAUUCAAGCCUAGGUACUAAACAGGGGAUGAGUUAAUGCACUUUUGCAAAAGAAAACAUAAACUGUCAAGAUGAAACUCCUGGAAAAUUCAAGUUUUGAAGCCAUAAACACCAGACUCACCAUUGAAAUGGGAGACUGUCAGAUAAUAGGAAGGAUCGAAAGCUACUCUUGCAAGAUGGCAGGUGAGGACAAGCAGAUGUUCAAGCAGUUCUGCCAGGAGGGACUGCCUCAUGUCCUGGAAGCCCUGUCCCCUCCACAGUCCUCAGGAAUCAGCCCCAACAAGUUGAGCCAGAGUCAGAGUGGAGACGAGGGGGAGGGGCCUCUCUCUGACAAGUGCAGCAGGAAGACCCUCUUCUACCUGAUCGCCACCCUCAACGAAUCCUUCCGCCCCGACUAUGACUUCAGCCGCACCAAGAGCCACGACUUCAGCAGAGAGCCCAGCAUAAACUGGGUGUUCAACGCGGUGAACAGCAGUUUGUCGGCGGCGGCUGGGGAGGAGUACAGUCGGCUACAGCCCCAGCUGUGGGAGGCCAUCGACACAGAGAUCUGCCUGUCAGAGUGUGACAUCUACAGCUACAACCCAGACCUGGACUCUGACCCGUACGGAGAGGAGGGGAACAUGUGGUCCUUCAACUACUUCUUCUACAACACAAGGCUGAAGAGGAUCGUCUUCUUCACAUGCCGCUCGGUCAGUUUAUUCAUGGCCCCACGGGACUCUGGCUUUGGUAACGAACUGGAUCUGGAGCUGGAUGAAGAUUGUUAUGAUGAGAACAUGGAUGAAGAGAGUAGGUAUGGUGCCCUGUGUGCCCAGUGAUGCGCCAGUCCCAAUCUCAUACAGGAGCAGAUAGUAUACUUGGAUGUCUGUCUGUACCCACGUCGCCACCAUUUCUCUUACAACACAUCUUAAACUUGUUCGGGUUGGGAUUUUACUUAUAUUUUUCUUCUUCGUAAUUUGUGUGGUGGACCUCAUAUUUUAAUGCAGAAGUCAGACUGUGAGCGUGGAGCUCUGUUACUUUAUUUGUGUAUCGUUUUAGUUUUCCAUUGCUAUGUUCUCCUUACCUUGUUUAUCAGAAGCAAAAGCUUUAUGUUUGGCGUGUGUUUUGUUUGACCUAGUAUUGGAGCAGGUUCUGGCACUCAUUAAUUUGCAACAUAUUUCACAUUCUCUAUGCUGUUUCUUUGUUUUUGGUAAGAAAAGUUUGGGAUUUUUAUGAUCACGUUCAGUUUUUUCAGCUUUACCAUUCCAAAGUGUGGUUGUUCUAGUACCAAAUUGACUCAAGAUUUAGGUUUAGGACCCUUUUCAGACUGCAUGCUUGAGGGCAUGUUUUAAACACAAGGGGGCAGACUUAACUUAGCUGAUGAAAAAGUAACAUACCAGCUUGAAUCAGUCUGGCUCUUGGAUAUGUUCUACCUUCCAUACCAAUGCUACUCAAACCUACAAUGUUUUAAUUUAUUUAGCGACAGGACUUAGUGCAGUCUAUAGUUUUAUGGGUCAAGCCAGCAAAUACAAUUCUGCUGCAUCGCUGUUCCAAAAGCACUCCAGAAUCUAGUUCUGAUUCUCAAUUCCAUUAUGUGUUUUAAGGACUUGAGUGUGUCGGUGUGACACGUGAAUUCUCACACCAAAUACAAACUCUGCCUGUAGAGUGUACUGUUUGAACCUAAUUUACAUAUCUUGUAUUUUAAUAUAACUUUAAACGCCUUUUUAGGUAUUGCUUUAGUUGAACAGUUUUUAGUUUGUCUGAGUAGUUUUAUGAUAGCAGAAGUCUAGCUAUAGAGCAGGUUUCCCUUUAGUCCAACUGUUGCUCUCCCACUGUGUGGCGUUUUGAAACAAAUCUAGUCUGAGUUUCCUUUCACUGAAAAACUCCCAGUAGAGAUCUGUGAUGCCUAUCGUCCAACUUUCAUUAUCAAAUGACGCAUGAUGGAAAUAUACUUAAUAUAUAGAAUAACGCAUUUGUGACUAAUGGGAGGACUGAAGGCUACCUAUUUAGGCCUAGUAGUGUGAGUGGUUGAUUAGCCAGAAAUCGAUCCUCACAGCUACUGUAUCAGCAUUAUGUUUGUCCUACUGACUACUAGCAGGACCGUGUUUCUGUACGGAUGUAGGAUCUUCAUUUGAUCACCCUGUUGCAGGAUAACUUUCCUGCAAUGCAGGACAUUUCAAACUUGUGUAU
Messenger RNA from Coregonus clupeaformis (lake whitefish), 2888 nucleotides. Its product is annotated as repressor of RNA polymerase III transcription MAF1 homolog. Gene Ontology annotation, biological process: negative regulation of transcription by RNA polymerase III. The record is from RefSeq and is a predicted model, not a curated record. The coding region runs from base 794 to 1537 and encodes 247 amino acids. Gene Ontology annotation, molecular function: RNA polymerase III core binding. The transcript is spliced from 7 exons. NCBI's taxonomy places the organism in Eukaryota, Metazoa, Chordata, Actinopteri, Salmoniformes, Salmonidae. Gene Ontology annotation, cellular component: nucleus.